Molecule: messenger RNA, 3714 nt
Organism: Triticum aestivum (bread wheat)
Lineage: Eukaryota; Viridiplantae; Streptophyta; Magnoliopsida; Poales; Poaceae
Product: zinc finger MYM-type protein 1
Exons: 4
Coding region: 1042-3072 (676 amino acids)
Source: RefSeq, a predicted model, not a curated record
AAUAAAACACAACUUUGUAACUUUCUAAGCAACGCACGAGUAGAAAAUUGUUGUAUGCAGAAGUGAGGCUACACAUGGUUGCAAUUACUUAUUUCAAGCUCGAGCAUUUAGUUUCUGAUGAUGUGAUCACAAGAUUGUGUUUUUUAUGUAUAUUAAUCUGAUAGAACUAUAUGACACUAAUGAUGGGUGGCUUGGAUGCAAUACUUUAACCUAAAAUUUAACCUGAAGAGAAUCUUAUGUUUGCCCUGUUUCCAGAAUAUUUUAAAUAUCUGAAUGGUGUGAACAAAUGAAAUCAAACUAUUUUUCUCCGUUGUUCUCAUCGGGGUGUCCUCAUAGUUCUCUGAGCAAGAAAUACGAUCCAGAGAAGCAAAAGUCAAGUUCAUCUGUUUUGAGUUGCAAAAGUAACUAGAAGCGAUCAUUUUUUAUAUUUAUAUUUAGGAUCCUUGGGUUCAUAGUUGUUGUACACCUUCUUAUCAAUAUUUGACAAAGUAAUAAAAGAUGGUUGAUAAAUAUGUUGCUCUGAACCUUGGCUUAUCAAGUGGUGGAGCUUUGAGAGGGCGAACCUGGGCUGUAACCCCCUCCCCUACCCAGCAAAAAGCAAAAACGUUAGUACCCCACUGCAAAAACGUUAACCCCCUCCCCAUUUCCCCUAGAUAGUCGGUCGGGAAAGAAUACAUGUCAAAUAGUCGGUCGGGAAAGGCCCAUGGCAGCACCCACGGACUGUUGGUCGGGAAAGGCCCAUGGCAGGCCCAACAGAAUGUUGGUCGGGAAAGAUACUCCAUAGCCGACAAGCAGUCGGUCGGGAAAGAUAUGUCGGUCGGGAAAUGGCUUUCCCGUCUGGACUUUCCCCAACAGACAUGAUUGGUCGGCAAUACUCUUUCCUGACCGACUGUUUGUUGGCAGAACUUGUAUUCCCGACCAAUUUGGAUGUUGGGGAUGUAUUGCUGUGGUGUAGUGUCUAUUGCUUUCGUUUUAAGCAACCUAGAGCAGAAAACUAUGGUGUUGAGGCAUUCACAACAAUAGGGUUUAAAAAUUGAAAGGAUGGACUUAGUAUUAUUGAUACACAUGUUGGUAAACAUGAUAGUGCCCACAAUAGAGCUAGACAACAAUAUGUGGCAUUCCAAAAUCAAAGGCAUUCCUGUCCAAUUGGUAAAUGUGCUCGAUCGUGGCACCAAAAAGAGUGAAGAAGAAUAUAGAGCUCGUCUUGUCAUUAUUUUGGGUGUUAUCAGAUUUCUUCUAUUACAAGCUCUUGCUUUUUGUGGUCAUGAUGAGAGCUUGAGCUCAAUGAAUAAGGGGAAUUUUUUGGAGAUGAUGAGUUGGUACAGGGAGAAGGAUUCAAAUGCUAAGACUUUGCUUGAUAGUGCGGGCAGGAACCAUUUGAUGACUUCACAUGGAAUACAAUUGCAACUGUGUCAAGCUUGUGCAGAAGAGACCACCAAAGUAAUUAUUGAUGACAUUGGAGAUAGAAAUUUUUCUUUACUUAUUGAUGAGUCCAGAGAUGCAUCAAUAAAGGAGCAAAUGGCUAUGGUUUUAAGGUAUGUCCAUAAACAUGGGUAUGCGAUUGAGAGGUUCAUUGGGAUUAAGCAUGUUGGUGACACAAGGGCAACUUCUCUAAAAGCAUCUUUGGAUGGUGUGUUUCUUAAACAUGGCUUGUCUAUGUCUAAAUUGAGAGGGCAAGGGUACGAUGGAGCUUCUAACAUGAGAGGACAAUUUCUUGGGUUGCAAAGGUUGAUACUAGAUGAAAAUCCUUAUGCAUUUUAUAUUCAUUGCUUUGCCCAUCAGUUGCAGUUAGUGGUUGUUGAUGUUGCCAAGUGUUGUUCCUCUGUAUUGGAUUUCUUUAACCACAUAACUUUGAUUGUCAACACCGUCAAUGCUUCUUGUAAGGGACAUGAUGAACUAGCCCAAGAACAACAUGAUAAUAUUGUGAAUCAAUUGGAGUCUGGGGAAGUUUUUUCAGGAAGAGGGAAAAACCAAGCAACCAACCUUGUAAGACCUGGGGAUACACGGUGGGGCACACAUCAUAAAACUUUGUGUCGGUUUAUUGAGAUGUGGACAUCUUUUUUGCAUGUAUUAGAGAACAGUCAUGAUGAUGCAGAAAAUUUAACACAAAGAACCACAGCAGGUGGCUUGAUAUCUCAGAUGGAAAGUUUUGAAUUUGUUUUCAUGUUGCAUGUUAUAAUCACACUAUUGGGCAAGACUAAUGAGUUUUCACAAUGUUUGCAAAGGAAAGAUCAAAACAUAGUUCUAGCAGUGAGUUUGAUUGGGAUCACAUUGCGGCAACUUCAAAAUAUAAGAGAUAAUGGUUGGGAUCAGCUCUUGAAGGACACAACUGACUUUUGUGUCAAACAUAACAUUAUAUUGCCUAACAUGGAUGAUACAAUACCCGCUCGGGGUCAUUCAAGGGGGCGUGGUGGUCAAAUGUUAACUUUCUAUCAACGCUUCAGAUAUGAAAUAUUCAAUGUUUUGCUUGACCAAAUAAUUAUUGAGUUAAAUAACCGCUUUGCUGAAAGAUCUACUCAAUUGUUGAGAUGCAUUGCUUGUCUUGAUCCAAGGAGCUCAUUUGCUAAUUUUGAUGAAGACAAACUUAUUCAACUUGCUCAGAUGUAUGCUGAUGACUUCUCCAUAUAUGAGAUUUCUUUUGUCCUUAGAAACCAACUUGAAAACUUCAUUGCUGAUGUGAGAGCUGAUCCAAGUUUUGUUAGUUGUAAUGACCUUGGUAGUCUUGCUGUGAAGAUGGUUCAAACUGAUAGACACAUAGUCCUUCCUUUGGUAUAUCGUCUUAUUGAGUUGGCAUUGAUUUUGCCUGUUGCAACCGCAUCAGUGGAAAGAGCUUUCUCAGCUAUAAGUAUUAUCAAGACUGAGUUGAGGAAUAAGAUGGGUGAUGAUUGGUUGAAUUAUUCCAUGGUGUGCAAUAUUGAGCGAGAAAUAUUUGCAAAGGUUGAUGAUGAUGCUAUUAUAUAUCGCUUUCAAGACUAUAGAUUUCGCAAAGGAACUUUACCUCGUCGUAGUAGUGUUGGCUCUUCUUCCACCGUUGAUCAAGUUAUGGAAGACACUGAUGAAGCAAACAAUUGAUUUGGUACUCUUUUUACUGCACGUGCUGUUUGUAGUUCUUGUCAUCUUUUUAUCUAUUUUGUUGUAUCUUUAAGCAUUGAGUUUAAAUUCUAAAUAUUUGGUGCAAUUGAGCCAUAUUUGAGGUAGCUGUAGCUUGAUGGAUUUUAAGUUUUUCCCUCGCGACAAAAAAAUUAUUUUUUGAGCCCGGGGCUUGCUUUAAUCCUGGACCCGUCACUGCGUAUACCCAACCGGCGUAUGAACAUAAGCCGGCAGUGGCGCAUGGCCCUAACGCGCCUCGGGCGCCAUGAAAGCCAUAGCUUGGAAUUGCCGAGGUAUGGGCCGGGGCCUCGGUAGCGAUCGAAUGUUGUUCCUGGCAAAUCUGAUCCGUUCUACGAAAGCUCAGAGGUGCUUCAGGAGGGCUCUGGCUUAUGUGGAAUGAUGAUCUUAAAAUCUCUAUUCAUAGUUCCUCCUUUCACUUUAUCCUAGCCAAUGUAGUUCAUCUAGCCUCGGGGGUUCACUUUUGUUUGAUAUGUAUAUAUGGUGAUCCUUAUCAUAGGCAGACUAGUGCCAUUUGGAAUCAGGUUUCCACUUUUGUGUAUGAUAACCUCGGAAAACCCAUGAUCUGUAUGGGAGACCUUAAUGAUAUUUUGUAUGAUACAGAUG